AUGGGCGUCGAAGAUCCAAAAGUCCCCGCACCGGAGGCAGAAACCAUCGAAGCCGUCGAAAUGGGCAGAGAACCACGAGUCCCUGGCGCUCAUGGUGCUGGCACUGUCCGGUUGCUGGACGAGAAUACCGUCGUCUUGAUUCCGACACCAAGCCCGGAUCCAAAAGAUCCUCUCAAUCUACCAGCAUGGCGAAAAUUCAUGGUUAUUUUCAUCGUCGGAGUCUACUCUGCCUUUGCCGUUGCCACGACCUCUGGCCUAGGCGCCGUAUACCCCGAAGUGAUGGCCGCGUAUCCGGGACAAGAAUCUCAGGCCACAGAUCUGUUGACAUACCCGACACUGUUCAUGGGCAUUGGAAAUCUGAUUGCCAUGCCCCUUUGCGUUGCCAUCGGUCGCCGCCCAGUCUUUUUGCUCUCCAUGGUACUUCUCGUGGCUUCUGGAAUCUGGUGUGCUUGUUCAAAGUCGCUCUCCAGCCACAUUGCUGGCCGUGAUGUCUUUAGCAUGGCAGCUGGCCAAUCUGAAGCUCUGGCACCAAUGAUUGUGCAAGAAAUCCACUUUCUUCACGAGCGAGGAAGCAAGGUGGCCUGGUUUGUGGGUGUUCAGACGGCUGGCACUGCCGCUUUCUUCGUUGCUACCGUCUAUAUUGUUCCGGCCAUCGGUCUGGGAUGGUGGUACGGUAUCAUCACCAUCAUCAAUGGUAUCGUGCUCAUCUUGGCCUUUUUCUUUGUCGUCGAGACCAAGUUUGAUCGCCCCGAGGACGCCCUGGAGGGUGAAGUUCACUUGCACCUUGACGAGAAUGGAGACCCUAUUGCCAAGGGUGGCAGGGAACUUCUGUUCCGCGUCACCACGGCUCAGAACCACGUGCUCCAGCCUGAGAAAUUUGGACCACGUACUUGGCGACAUGACUUGAAAAUCUUCCACGUCCAGCCCGACUGGAAGGCAUGUCUCCUCUUCUACAAGGACACAGCUCUCGGCUUGGCCCUGCCCACCAUAUUAUGGCUAGUUCUUCUCAAUGGCGCGUUCCUUGGUGUCUACGUCUACCAAGCUUCGACAUUUGCGCAAAUUCUCAUGGCACCACCCUACUCAUUCACCUCGGCCGAUCUGGGCUGGGUGCAGUUGGCACAGGUUCUUGAUUGUGUCAUCAUGGUUCCCUUGCUAGGCUACGGGUCCGACCGGGUCGUCAAGCUCAUGAGUCGGUGGCGCAAGGGUAUCUUUGAGCCCGAGUAUCGUCUCAUUGUGCUGGCUAUCCCAGCCGUUGCCGUUGUCAUUGCUUGUGUCUUGUAUGGCCAGGCGGGCCAGUUUCCCAACCUCUGGUCGUGGAUGACAAUUGUAGCCCCAUACCACUUGGGCUACUUCUCAUUCCUAGGAGCAAAUCUUGUGGGUAUCACGUACGCGGUAGACAGUUUCCCCGAACGUGCUGGCCCAUUGCUGCUGCUCAUCUGCGCCGGACGUGGUUUCAUCUCGUUUGGUCUCAGCUAUUCGACUGUCCCACUGAUCAAUCUCACUGGCUAUAACGGUGCCAUGAACGUUUUUGCCAUUAUCUGCGGUAUCUUGUCGGCGCUUGGAAUUCCCGCGUAUUUCUUUGGUGGCGUCGUACGGAGAUGGGCUACCCGGACCUUCUGGAAGCCCGUUGAAAACGUGGACUGA
Pestalotiopsis fici W106-1 is the source of this 1644-nucleotide messenger RNA. RefSeq lists its product as uncharacterized. The coding region runs from base 1 to 1644 and encodes 547 amino acids. The transcript is spliced from 2 exons. NCBI's taxonomy places the organism in Eukaryota, Fungi, Ascomycota, Sordariomycetes, Amphisphaeriales, Sporocadaceae. Gene Ontology annotation, biological process: transmembrane transport. The record is from RefSeq and is a predicted model, not a curated record. Gene Ontology annotation, molecular function: transmembrane transporter activity.